Physella acuta is the source of this 2304-nucleotide messenger RNA. RefSeq names its product G kinase-anchoring protein 1. Gene Ontology annotation, biological process: signal transduction. The record is from RefSeq and is a predicted model, not a curated record. Gene Ontology annotation, cellular component: Golgi apparatus. NCBI's taxonomy places the organism in Eukaryota, Metazoa, Mollusca, Gastropoda, Physidae.
UAGAUGCACGUUUGCUUUGUAUUUAUUACAAAAUGGCGAAUAGACAAGGAAUUUCAGUUUCAACAUCACGAUUUGCAGUUCUGAAAAUCGAAGAUGAUGAAGAUGAUGAGAGAAAGCCACCCACCAAAGCCUCAUCUCACCAAAAUGCUUCUAGCUCUAGCGCUGCGAAGAAAAAGAAUAAAAAGAAAAGGGACAAUAAGGAAAGCGAACAGCUAAAGAGUCUUGCUUUUGGGAAAACUUCUGGAAAACUGCCAAGAAAUGGCACUGGUGAUGGAGGAAAUGAGAAAAAAGCUUGGGACCAGUGGAAAGAGCAUGACAAAGAGUUAGUAGAAGAAAAAUUCAAAGAUGAUCUUGCUGCUGCUCUAUUACAGAGUAGAAUUGAGGCAGAACAAAAGCAGCAGGAAGCUUUGAAGCAGAAGCAAAGAAUUGAGGCUGGUUUAGAGGCACCAACAACAAAGGAAGGAAGGAAAAAGAAGAAACAGAAAGAAAAACCACAAGCCAUGUCUUUAGAACAGUUUAAGCAGUUGCCACCUGAGAAAACUAUAGGCUCUGAUUCAGAGGAUGAGGUCAAUGGCAGGCCGCAGACUCCUCCUGUUCAAACACGUGUUCCACUUCCUUUGCAAGAUUCCAAAUUUUUCAACUCUGUCGAGGAUGAUGCUGAGCAUAUACUUAGGCAAGAAAAAAUACAAGAGGAAUACCGUAAGCAAUAUGCCUCAGACAAUGUGAUUGUUGCAAAGCUUAAAAAUGAUUUAGAAAAGAAAGAAAAUCAGUUAACAGAGGCACAGAAACAAAUAGAGAAUAUGGAGGCUGAGCUGAAGCAGGUCAAGAAAAGAAACAAACAGCUCUGUGUUAUUUUAGCACAAGGAGAAAUGAAAGAUAAAGCUCAAGUACUUUUACAAGUAGAUGAGCUCACAGCAGUCAAAGAUGAACUUACUGACCAGGUGACAUCUUUGACUGCAGAAUUGGAAAAGGAAAAAUCAAAAAAUCACUCAAUGAAAGCAGAGCUAGAUAAGUUGAAGGGAAAUAAACAUGGAAAGUAGGCUAUUAUUAACAAAAGAACUGUUUUGUAAUGAUGACCAAUGUUUGUGUAUUUUCAAAUUCAUCUGCUUGGUUAUAACUUUUAUUAAGUAACACUAGGCUGGUUGGAUAACAGGUGUUUUGUUUUUGUAUUAAAAUAAAAAUAUAUUGACAUUUCUGUUUUGAUUGUUGUAAAAAAUACUUUAAAUUUUAGUAAGAUCAGAAAAUAUCACAAAAACUGAUCCAUUUGAAUACACAAAUGUAAAUUGAACCUAACUUUGAUGGUAGAAGAUUUAAGUUUUUCAUUUCUCAACAAUAUAUAAUUUGUCAGGUUUUUAAUUACUAUCUGUUUGCAUUAUGUUAUUUUUUUUUUGGUAGUUUAAAAGAUAAAUUCAAAUUUUUAUGUUUUCUGCUACUUAAAUAUACAUUUUGAUUUAAUACAUUGUAGAAAAAAAAGUUAAUCUUUCUUAUUUGGUUUGUUUUUUUUUCUUUUAUAAUUUCUUCUUUCAGUAUGAAUUUAAUUUUUUAGAAAUAAGAUAUUUUAAAACACAUGACAUACACAUAUUUGCUUUGUACAUUUAUUAAAAUUUUUAUUGACAAUCGAAUCUUGUUCUUACACUUAAGGCCAGUUUUGUUUACAUCCAAGUACAUGUUUUAAAACCUUUUCUUUUCUUCUUUGUAGCAAGCAUUUUUUUAAAUACUUGUUUUUUUUCUUACUUUCUUAAAUUAGUUCUGUAAGUUAAGGAAUUAUUUGUUUGUUUUUUAAGAUAGUUCAGUCAACUAUUUUCCACAUAAAUUCUUAGUUAUAAUUAAUAAGAAAACCACAUUUGUGCCUAUACUAAGAGCUUGGUGAGAAUAAAUAUAUAAAUAUAUAUUUUUUCAUCAGUUUUCAAGAUUUUAGAUGGGAUUUCUUUAUUAUAAAUAUCUUUGUUUUAAAAUGUUGGUUUACUAAAAGAAAAGCUAAGAUAGUGUAAGUCCAAGGGGGUCAGUGCUUUGUGUUAACAGUGUAAGUGGCAUUAGAUUAUUUACCAUAAAUCAUAAGCAAAGUUUUAUGUGUAAAAAUUAUUUUGUAAAGUCUAAUCACAAUCAGAAAAAUAUUUUUGGUUAAGCAUUAUGCUAUUUAAUGGAAAAAUAUACAUGCAAUAGAAAAUAGGUAAAUGAUUUUUUAUAUUGAUUCUUAUCUUAAGCUUUUUUAUGAUUUUGAUAUUUCAUUUAUUUUGUUCUAAUUUUAAGUAUGUAAUUAGGGUGUGUCUGUUAUUUUUAUGUGAAAUUAAAAUUGCUCAGCAA